UUUAGAAUGAAUUUAAGUGUUGUGCUGGUUUUGCUAAGCAUCGUCGCCAACGGAUGGUGCUUUCUGGAACAUGACAGUUGGAUUACAGUUGAGCUCCAUCAUGCGCUAGCAUCAAACACGGACGAAUUUUCUUUCCGCGGAAAUGUUACCAUUCCCAGUCUAAAUUCGGGCUUGUCCAAUGUAGCUCAACUUCCUUUGACCCAUGGAGAACUAGACAUGUUAAAGGCUCUUGGCAAACAAAAUGAGUUCUACCGCUUGAAGGCAACUGUGGUAUAUCCCAACGGCAGUAAGGCACGCUUCAUUACAUCCAACAAGGCCUGCAGCUUGCUGCAAGCUCAUCUGAACGAUGUACUGUGGAUCUCACUAGACCCUUCUGGAUAUGUUACCGCUGUUACUGUCUCGCAAGAUGCAUCGCCAGGUACCGACGGCUGCACAAGUGAUGAAAUAAAUAAGUUGGAGGAAACGCAUUUUAACACCGACGUUUUGAUCCGUCACGCUGAGCUAGCUCCUGUACCAGAUACAGCUGGCUUUAUUCAAAAGGUCGAGCGUGAGCGUGAGGCCAGAGAUCGCGGGGAAGUUCGUGAUAACCGAGGAUUCUUUGCCAAAUAUUGGAUGUAUAUCGUUCCUGUAGUGCUAUUGGUCUUUAUUUCUGGAGCUACAAACCAAGACGGAGCUAAAUAAGAAAUCAAGUAACUAAAGUUUACAUAUUUCGUUAGCUCUUUUAAUAAAAAUCGUAGACAAUUCUGUAUUAUUUAAUACAUAAAUAAUAAGUAAUAAA
This is a messenger RNA of Drosophila persimilis, 778 nucleotides long. It is a transcript of the gene EMC10, whose product is annotated as ER membrane protein complex subunit 10. Bases 7 to 681 code for a protein of 224 amino acids. The transcript has 4 exons. The record is from RefSeq and is a predicted model, not a curated record. Gene Ontology annotation, cellular component: EMC complex. NCBI's taxonomy places the organism in Eukaryota, Metazoa, Arthropoda, Insecta, Diptera, Drosophilidae.